UAAGUCCUUGAUUAGGAGAGUGUGAGAGCUUUUGGUCCCAACUGGCUGUGCCUAUAGGCUUGUCACCAGGAGAACAUUUGUGUUAAUUGCACUGUCCCUCUGACAAGGAAACUUUGAUUUAUAGCUGGGGUGCACAAAUUAUGGUUGCCGGGCGCACAUGGAUUCGGUAGAACUUUGCCUUCCUGAGUCUUUUUCCCUGCACUACGAAGAAGAGGAAAUGGUAUAUGUACACAGACAUGCUGUUAAUGUGAGGACGAACACUUUUUCAGAAAAUAAAACCUUACCUUCAUGCCUGCAAAAAGUCUUGGGGGUUUCGCUUCAGGCACCCAAUUACUGGCUUCUCUGCAGAAUGUCAAACAAAGAUCGACACAUUGAUUCAAGCUGCUCGUCGUACAUCAAGACGGAACCCUCAAGUCCAGCUUCCCUGACGGACAGUAUCAACCACCACAGCCCAGGUGGCUCCUCUGACGCCAGCGGGAGCUACAGUUCCACCAUGAAUGGGCACCAGAAUGGACUGGACUCGCCACCAUUGUACCCUUCGGCCACAGGUCUUGGUGGCAAUGGGCCUGUCAGGAAACGAUACGAUGACUGCUCCAGCACCAUCGCCGAAGAGUCACAGACCAAAUGUGAAUACAUGCUCAAUGCAAUGCCCAAAAGACUGUGUCUGGUGUGUGGCGACAUAGCGUCAGGCUACCAUUAUGGGGUUGCUUCAUGUGAGGCCUGUAAGGCUUUUUUCAAAAGGACAAUUCAAGGAAACAUAGAAUACAGCUGCCCGGCCACGAACGAAUGUGAAAUCACAAAGCGCAGACGCAAGUCCUGCCAAGCUUGCCGCUUCAUGAAGUGUUUAAAAGUCGGAAUGCUGAAAGAAGGUGUACGUCUUGACAGAGUACGUGGAGGCCGACAGAAGUACAAACGGAGGAUAGACGCAGAGAACAGCCCAUAUCUGAAUCCUCAACUUGUCCAGCCAGCCAAAAAGCCAUUAGCCUGGCAAGAGCCACAAGAUAACAAGAUUGUCUCACAUUUGCUGGUGGCUGAGCCAGAGAAGAUCUAUGCUAUGCCUGACCCAACCAUUCCCGACAGUGACAUCAAGGCCCUCACUACCCUGUGCGACCUGGCUGACCGGGAGCUUGUGGUGAUCAUUGGGUGGGCCAAGCAUAUUCCAGGAUUCUCCACCUUGUCACUGGCUGACCAGAUGAGCCUUCUGCAAAGCGCAUGGAUGGAAAUCUUGUUAUUGGGCAUUGUGUACCGAUCUCUCGCUUUUGAAGAUGAGCUGGUCUACGCCGAAGACUAUAUAAUGGACGAAGACCAGUCAAAAUUAGCAGGACUGCUGGAGUUGAAUAACACCAUCUUGCAGCUUGUCAAGAAAUACAAGAGCAUGAAGAUUGAGAAAGAAGAGUUUGUAACUCUCAAAGCUAUAGCACUGGCUAACUCAGACUCCAUGCAUAUAGAAGAUGUUGAAGCCGUUCAGAAGCUCCAAGACGUCUUACAUGAGGCUCUGCAGGAUUACGAAGCUGGGCAGCACAUUGAAGAUCCCCGCCGAGCUGGCAAGUUGCUGAUGACGUUGCCACUUCUCCGACAGACCUCCACUAGGGCCGUCCAACAUUUCUACAACAUCAAAUUGGAAGGGAAAGUUCCUAUGCACAAACUGUUUUUGGAAAUGCUUGAGGCUAAGGUCUGACAAAAAGAGUCUCUGGUGACCAGAUACCACCAUCAAUAGAAGAAGGGAAAACACGACAAAAUUAUGAUGGCAACCAAUGUACUGAACUUAAAGCAAAUGACUGCACUGAUCAACAGCAGAAAGACUGGAGCAGCUUUUCACUUUUUCCUCUGCAUUUUACUGGUGAAGUAUCUCCUCUCCCAUUUUUGCUGCUGAUGAACUGAAAAAAAAUUUAAGUCUUUAAUUGAGAAAGAUGGAAGCCAGCCCUGCCAAAGGACAGAAAUCCAUAGGAUGCCACUGACUUUACUAUGGCCCAUUAUGCCCCCAAUAACUGAAGGAAUUGGAAAAAAACAAACUAUAUAGCGUCACAAUAGAACACAAUUACUUAAUUCGCUAUUAAGGUUCCUUGGGAGCAGUCUCUAAUUGGACACCCUGAGCGACAUGUCAUUGGCUGCUUCAUUGCAUUUUGUUCUCCGUUUAGGCCACCUAGCCAUUUGAUUCCUGUAUUGUUUUUCAAGUCUUCCAGAUAAUUCUCAGUUCAGUACUAUGUAACUUUUUCAGGGAAUAGUUUUGAGCUUUAUUCAUUCAUGCAAUAUUAAUUAAAAAUAAUAAUAAUUAUAAUAUUAAUAUAUAAUGAUACAAAAUGCAUAUUGUUUAGAGCGACAAUGAACAAUGAGGACAUCUCUUUAAAGGACUUUUUUUUUUAAAUCUUAAUUUUUUUUCUUUAUUAUAAACGGAGGUUGUUUUAUACCAGCUUUACCAAUUUUCAGCCAUUAACCAGUUAUUAUGUGGGUAUGUCUCUUACUCAAGCAAUAGAUGAAGGGACGGUGCAUAUUACCACGGAUGCAAUUAAUGUUGUGUGCCAGUCUGGCUUGAAACCUUCAGUUUCUUAAAAAUGUGUAAAUCCUAGUAUACUUGUUUGUUUUUUUUUCCCCUAAAAUAUUAGAUUACACCUGUGAUGUACAUAAGUAGUCUAAAGUGUUCACCACUUCCAAUUAUGAGGAUGCUUGCAAACUGGUAUGGUACAAAAUAAAAAAAAUAAUAUACAAAAUGCAAAAAAAAAGUUCAUUAAUUUGCAUAAAAAAAUAAUAAAAAUGUAAAUUAAUAUUGCAGUUAAAAAAAAAGCAAAGGCCAGCAAUAAAGUGUAUGAUAUAAAUAACUCUCUUUUGGCCAGAUUAAAAAAAAAUAUAUAUAAAUAAUAAAUGUAAAAAGGAAUAUUUUUUUUUUUUUUAACAGCAAUUUUAUACAGAUAGCUAAAGCAGUCAGUGUGGUUUUUCAAACCGUAUUGUUGCAGCAUGUUAGCCGUUUGGAUAUGAGACUGUUAAAAGGUGUAAUCUAAUGUACCUUCCUCAGUUUUCCCAAUUGCUGCAGUCGCUGACAAAUACCUGCAAUGCAUCAACAUGCUCUGCCAAUGUAAGCGUUAAUAGUUGCACCCUGUAUCACGUGAACGCCCAUAAUCUAUGUACACAAAUGUAAUUAAAAUUGUAAUCCUAACAACAACAAAAAAAAAUGUAGUUCAGCUUUUCAAUGUUUCCUGUUUGCUGUGCUUUUUUUCCACAUUUAAUUUUUUUCCUUCUCAGUUGCAUUUCAAAGCUUAUAGUACUGUUCUCCUCGUGGUUGUUUGGUUCUCGUGACGUGCGCUUUUAGACACAGGGUAGAAUUAGAGGAAUAUUGGAUGUACAACUCCUUGGAAGCCUAGAGUAGUUUAACCUGUGGCUUCCUGGAAAUACUGUUCUUCUAAACUAUGCCUCCUCUGCAGGUCAAAACAUCCAAUUGUAAAAUGACACCACAAAAAACUCAUGAGGCUUUCAAAAAUAUUUUUUUUUUAAACUUGUUCUUAAUGGAACACCAAAAAUAUCUUCUAUGUUUAACUAAGCUUAAUUUUAAAGCGCUGUAAAUAUGGCUUUUAUGGAAUCAUCUCCAAUAUUAAUAACUCACCGUGUUGUUUCAAAACGUUCAUUUCAUAUUUUUUUCUUUUUUUUUGCGUAAAAGUUCCAAGACUCUACUACUCUGUGUGCUUUUAACCAGAAUACAACAGGUUGGUAAAAA
Messenger RNA from Nanorana parkeri, 3706 nucleotides. RefSeq names its product estrogen related receptor gamma (gene ESRRG). The coding region runs from base 158 to 1678 and encodes 506 amino acids. Gene Ontology annotation, molecular function: DNA-binding transcription factor activity; sequence-specific DNA binding; nuclear steroid receptor activity. The record is from RefSeq and is a predicted model, not a curated record. Gene Ontology annotation, cellular component: nucleus. Gene Ontology annotation, biological process: regulation of DNA-templated transcription. Lineage: Eukaryota; Metazoa; Chordata; Amphibia; Anura; Dicroglossidae. The transcript has 11 exons.